GCCUGUUCCACUCCUGCAUUGAUCAUGUCGGACAGUUUAGGGUAUGCCAACAUGCAUCGCUGUAUAAAUACGCCAGAGGUCCCAGCAGACUGGUCUGGUAGAUUCCUCAGUAAAUAUAAUUUAUCUCACUUCGGUACAGAAAACUAUAUAUCCGCGUGAGAGUUCUGCUCAAGAAUCGUGUAUUGUAUCUAAAAGCACACAGGACACAGAUGUAUCCCGUCAAAAAGGCUAUCAUCAUCGGUGCUGGUCCAGCCGGCCUAGCCGCUGCUCUGCGACUGCAGAAAUCUCAUAACAUCAGCAGUGUCAUUUACGAGCUUCGUCCGACACCGACCACAAUUGGGGGCUCUAUCGGCAUUCCAUCUAAUGGGUUGCGGCUGCUAGAUCGUCUUGGCGUGUACAAACCCCUUACUCAGAUCGCAAAUACAGACGAGCGAUUUAUUCUUCAUUCAACAACGAAUGAUGCUAUCCUCGCAGAGUCCAACUUCUCCGGCGAGGCUAUGGAGCGAAUCGGGUAUGGCUAUAUGCGUGUCAAACGUACUGAUUUAAUCUCUUGUCUCCUGGAUGCAGUGCAAAGGGAAGGAACCCCCAUUCAUUACGGGAAGCGUAUCGUGUCAAUUGAUGAGCAGGAUGAGAGAGUGACGGCAAAGUUUGAAGAUGGCACGCAGGAUACAGCGGACAUUCUGCUUGGCUGUGAUGGUAUUCAUUCGAGUGUCCGGACUAUGCGCGUGGACUCUACUCUAAAGCCAGAGUAUUCGGGUGUUUCGGCCAUGUUUUCUUUGCUCAGACGAUCCGAACUUCCUGCUGAUUCACCGCCCGUGACGUGUUUCAAUUCGACAUUUACCACAGAUGGACUGCUUGCUAUAAUAUCUUGCACUGCUUCAAAUGAUGAAAUCUUCUGGUUCUUCUCGGGUGAGGUACCUGUCCCAGAGUCUGGAGAAAACGGGUGGGAGGAACACCGCCAUAAGGAGGUACAGGAAUUUAAGACCUCGAUCCUCAACGUGCUCGGUCAGGUUCAAGGUCGAUGGGGGAACUUUGUGCGAGAAGUCAUUCAUAGAACAGAAUCAAUUUCUUUCACCCCUAUCUACCGACUUCCGCUGGGCGGAACGUGGUCUCGUGGUCGGUGUUUAUUGAUUGGAGACGCUGCUCAUGCCAUGCAGCCUCACGCAGGGCAGGGAACUUCCAUGGCAUUGGAGGAUAUAUUUGUGCUUUCGCAUGUCUUGAAGCACUAUCCGGAUGGUUCCGUGCAUGAUAUUUUCUCAAAAUACGAUGAAGUUCGGCGGCCUCGCGUGACCAGAAUCUAUACGGCAUCCGAGCAGAACGGACAGCUGUGGAAGAAGACGGGCUCUUGGGGCCUUUGGUUUAGGGAGAAUAUGGUCUGGGCGAUGUUCUCCCUGGCAAGUGUUUUCGGUCGCAAGAGGGGCGUCAUACCAUUGGAUGACCUGAUCUAUGACCCAGAGGAGGAGCCAAUCUCCUAGGAUUUCAGCUUAUGGUGUGCUAAGAAUCUGAUUUGUAUAUGU
Messenger RNA from Talaromyces proteolyticus, 1517 nucleotides. RefSeq lists its product as uncharacterized. Lineage: Eukaryota; Fungi; Ascomycota; Eurotiomycetes; Eurotiales; Trichocomaceae. The transcript has 2 exons. Bases 210 to 1475 code for a protein of 421 amino acids. The record is from RefSeq and is a predicted model, not a curated record. Gene Ontology annotation, molecular function: monooxygenase activity; FAD binding.